UCGAUCUCGCGCAAAAGGAUCUAGAAGAAAGAAGGAAUAUUCGGAGAAAUGGUGAGAGGAUUGUUGAAAAGCCUUGCCGCUCGAUCUCUUUCCCUCGCCGGAAAAUGGCAGCAGCAGCAGCUCCGCCGCCUCAACAUCCACGAGUAUCAGGGAGCUGAGUUGAUGAGCAAACACGGGAUCAACGUUCCAAGAGGUGUGGCAGUUGGUUCUACCGAUGAAAUAAAAAAGGUGUUGCAAGAAGUAUUCCCCAACCACAGUGAGGUGGUGGUGAAGUCUCAAAUCCUUGCUGGUGGCAGAGGGUUAGGUACGUUCAAGAGUGGUCUCCAGGGUGGAGUUCACAUUGUAAAGGCGGACCAGGUUGAGGACAUAGCUGGGAAAAUGCUAGGGCAGAUACUUGUGACAAAGCAAACUGGUCCUCAAGGAAAAGUUGUCAGCAAGGUUUAUUUGGCUGAGAAGUUAUCCCUUGUCAAUGAGAUGUACUUUGCCAUUACACUUGAUCGCUCAUCUGCUGGUCCUCUUAUUAUUGCCUGUAAGAAGGGAGGAACCAGCAUUGAAGAUCUUGCUGAGAAGCAUCCAGAACUCAUAGUAAAAGUACCCAUUGAUGUUUUCACUGGAAUUACUGAUGAGGAUGCUGCCAAGGUAGUCGAUGGUUUGUCUCCCAAAGUGGCUGAUAGAAAUGCUUCAAUUGAACAAGUGAAAAAGUUGUAUGAGCUUUUCUGCAAAUGCGACUGCACAUUGUUGGAGAUCAAUCCCAUUGCUGAGACUUCCGAUAACCUAUUAGUUGCAGCAGAUGCAAAGCUCAACUUCGAUGAUAAUGCUGCAUUCCGUCAGAAAGAGAUUUUUGCUCUCCGUGAUCCAACACAAGAGGAUCCUCGUGAGGUUGCUGCUGCAAAAGCGGACUUGAAUUACAUUGGUUUAGACGGUGAAAUUGGCUGCAUGGUGAACGGUGCUGGAUUGGCCAUGGCCACUAUGGAUAUAAUUAAGUUGCACGGCGGAACUCCUGCUAAUUUUCUUGAUGUUGGCGGAAAUGCUUCUGAAAGCCAGGUUGUGGAAGCUUUUAAAAUUUUGACCUCAGAUGAGAAAGUGAAGGCUAUUCUUGUAAACAUUUUUGGAGGAAUAAUGAAGUGUGAUGUAAUAGCAAGUGGAAUUGUUAAUGCUGCUAAACAGGUUCAACUGAAAGUACCCGUUGUUGUUCGCCUCGAGGGCACCAAUGUUGACCAGGGUAAAAGAAUUCUCAAGGAAAGUGGGAUGACCUUGAUCACUGCUGAAGAUUUAGACGACGCGGCUGAGAAAGCUGUGAAAGCCUCGGCAAACUGAUGACGAUCGCCCCAAAUUGCUCAAGGUCACACUCUUAUAAUUUCUUCCCUCUUUUUACAAUACUUUGAUUUGUGAUCUCCCGAUAUGAAAUUCCCAACAGUCGAAAACCUGUUGGAAUCUCCAUUGCCGAAACCCAAAGUUUUUUACCAUCGUUAAAGUUUAAAAAGCAAACCAUAAAAAUCUUGACAAUAUGGUUCUUAAUUUCUGGCAGUUGAGUAUAAUUUUCUUGUGUUGGUAACAACAUACACUGUUCUUUCUUGAUGGGAAUGAUUCUAUUUGCCCAAAAGUGCUGCCUGAGUUGGGAAAUCAUCUUAUUUGGUUCAAUAAAAUUGUUUCGACAGUGUUUCUUUAAA
Messenger RNA from Andrographis paniculata, 1670 nucleotides. Its product is annotated as succinate--CoA ligase [ADP-forming] subunit beta, mitochondrial. The record is from RefSeq and is a predicted model, not a curated record. Gene Ontology annotation, molecular function: metal ion binding; succinate-CoA ligase (ADP-forming) activity; ATP binding. Lineage: Eukaryota; Viridiplantae; Streptophyta; Magnoliopsida; Lamiales; Acanthaceae. Gene Ontology annotation, cellular component: succinate-CoA ligase complex; mitochondrion. Gene Ontology annotation, biological process: succinyl-CoA metabolic process; tricarboxylic acid cycle. The transcript has 12 exons. The coding region runs from base 49 to 1317 and encodes 422 amino acids.